Molecule: messenger RNA, 1529 nt
Organism: Fragaria vesca subsp. vesca
Lineage: Eukaryota; Viridiplantae; Streptophyta; Magnoliopsida; Rosales; Rosaceae
Product: protection of telomeres protein 1a-like
Exons: 10
Coding region: 34-1428 (464 amino acids)
Biological process (GO): telomere capping; regulation of telomere maintenance via telomerase
Cellular component (GO): chromosome, telomeric region; nuclear telomere cap complex
Molecular function (GO): G-rich strand telomeric DNA binding; telomerase inhibitor activity
Source: RefSeq, a predicted model, not a curated record
CGGAAGAUCGAGUGAAGCAGUAGCGGAGCUACGAUGUCGGCAAUGCGCGACCUCUACCACUUCACCAACAUCAGAAGCGCCCGGAAUGUCACCCGCGGCAAAGUCAACAUCAUCGGCGUCGUUCUCGAGCACGGUUUUCCCAGACAGACCAAAGGCACCGAUUGGUAUUACUUUGUGAGGAUAAUUGAUGAGACGCAUCAUGAUCCGGGGUUACCCGUUCAAAUAUUCUUUGAAACUAUGGCAAAAAGUCCGCGUGUUUUGUCGCCUGGAGACAUAAUGCAGUUUCAAAAUGUCACGAUGAAAGUUGUGGGAGAUGAUGUGUGUGCAGUUUAUAAUAAGAAGUACUCUAGCUUUGCCCUGUAUAACGGAAGUGAUGGUAGUGUUCCUUAUCAGACAUCUGAAAGGUUCCGCGAAAGGGACCUAGACAAGAGAUUUGUUACAGACCUGAGAAGAUGGUUUCGGGAUUUCCCAAUUGAUCAAGGCCGAAAUGAUAUCUCGAUCGCCAGAAAUUUAACCGAAGGCGAGCAUUUUGAUUUGUUUUGUAAAGUACUUUAUAUCUAUGAUGGAGCUGAAAGUCAGUGGACGGCAUUUGUUUGGGAUGGAAGUGAUGCUCCUCCUGCCAACAUUCACAAAAAGCUCUCAGAGGAGAUGCAUCAACCAUUGGCUCUACAUGUGGAAACCUUUUCUUUAGCAAGAGAUGUUGUAUGCAGCUUUCCGACUUUAGGAACUGUUUUGAGAGUGAUAACUCAAGAUAUUGAGCCAGACUUCCUCCCUUUGUUCAGAACCGGCAGUUGGAUAAAACUUUCAAAUUUGUUGUGUGAAUUGUACGAUGGACUAUGGCGUGUUGUAUUGACUCAAUACUCUAGAAUUCGUUUUGCCUCGUAUGGGGACCGAUUCAGACCUGAGCCGCAAAGGUUAUAUGAUGAGCGAUUAUUACGAAAUCCAAGAAGUUUAAGACGGAUGCCACAAUGGAGCUUACCUUGGCCUUCUCGAAUUACAGAGGUUGAUUUUGAUGAUGAUUGUGAAUUUCAUACCUUAAUGGAUGUUGUCACGAGUCCAGAGGUGAUGGUUGGUUAUAAGUGUGUUGUUCGUGUUGUAUCGAUUUUGCCAUGCCGGGCAAUGGACUAUCACUUUCCUGUGGGAAUUUGUAAGAUCAGACUAACUCUAGAGGACCCAACUACCAGAAUUCAUGCCUUUUUGUAUGCUGAAGAUGGGCUGAAGUUUUUCGAAGGAUCUUCAUCUGAUGAAGUAUUGAGUGGAAUGCGAAAUGCACUGUUAGGAGCUGCUGCAAAUAUUGAUGGAGAUGAAGGAGAGGAUACUCCUCGAAACCCACCUUGGGUGCAAGUUUGUUUGAGGGUGAAAUGUGAAACUGAAGACGUUUUAGAGAGUAGAGAGUACAUGGUGUUUGGAACAAAGCUUAGAGCUUAGAGACUGGCUUAUAUGUACAACUUAUGUACUUAGGAAGAGAAAAUAUGUGUAUAUACAACUCAUGUAACUGAUUUUGCAUCUAGUAUCAGUAAUAUGUAUAU